AUGGAAAAAUCAAAUGCGAGCUUUAAUUUCGACAAAAUACCGAAGUUCAUAAUGAAGCUCUAUAAGGCCACCAAUAACGAGAAGUACAAAGGAAUCUCCUGGACACCCGAUGGGCUUAAGAUUCACAUAUAUGACCGAGACGUGUUUGUUAAGGAGACACUUCCCCUCAUAUCGAAGACAAGGGAGUUUGGAACGUUUGUCCGGAUGUUGAACAGUUACGGGUUUGUUAAGUCCAAGGACAUUGAAGAGGAGGACAUAUAUUACAAUAAGAACUUCAGAAAGGGAAGAGAGGACCUGCUGGGGUUUGAUGAUACACUCCGAAUGAUUAAAAGGAAGAAGUCCAAUGAUAUUCGAAUGAGAAUUGGAGAUGGAUCUUUGAAGGACGUAGUGGAGUAUUUAUACGUACAAAACCAGGAGUUAUAUACAGAAUUGUCUGCUUGCAAGGAGCGCAUAGAGAGGCAGGAGAGAGCCCUCAAUGGUCUUAUAGAAAUUCUUUCAAGGGUCUUUAGAACAAAUUCCCAGGACUUCGGGGCUCGGAUUAAACCCAAUGCUCAUAAUCUCCACGACGAAAUGGACCUUUUUCUUGGAGAGCUUUCAGGGCCUCUCAAAGAAGGGUAUGAGCCGCCUUCUCCUGAUGUGCAAGGGAAAGGCAUCCCUGAACUGUCCUUUAAGCCAGGAGAAAAUUUUCAAGUAGAUUCCGACUCUAAGAACGACAGGUAUGAUGCUUUCUUCUAG
Molecule: messenger RNA, 735 nt
Organism: Encephalitozoon intestinalis ATCC 50506
Lineage: Eukaryota; Fungi; Microsporidia; Unikaryonidae
Product: heat shock transcription factor
Exons: 1
Coding region: 1-735 (244 amino acids)
Biological process (GO): regulation of DNA-templated transcription
Molecular function (GO): DNA-binding transcription factor activity; sequence-specific DNA binding
Source: RefSeq, a predicted model, not a curated record